CAUCAACACCACGGAAGGCUAUUCUCGACUUCUCCUCUUCCCACCUUUACUGUUCUCGUUGUUAGCUGUCGUCCAGGGACGAUUGGAGAGACAGGAUGGCACAGCCUGUGGUGCAGACGAUUCAUCGGGAUCCCGCCUUGUUCUGGUGGAUCCUCCUCCCCAUCACCGUCGUCAUGAUCCUCACCGGAAUCCUCCGCCACUACGCCAUGACGCUCCUCCAAACGACGCCCAAGAAGCAACCGCUCCCCAUCCUGCGCCAGCAGCGCUCGCUCCUGCGCGGCAUCUCGCUGCGGCAAAACGCCUCGGUGCUAUCCCCUUCGUCCUUCCAGUCGCGCAAAGCCUACCUCGUGGACGCGUACAAGGAGGGCAAGUUUCUGGCGGAUCCCGAGGCGAGGGGGAAGCCGAGGCCGAAUCCGAUGAGCGAUCCGGCGGCCAUGGAGGGCAUGAUGGGCAUGAUGAAGGGGAAUAUGGCCAUGAUGGUGCCGCAGACUUUGAUCAUGGGGUGGAUUAAUGCGUUUUUUUCGGGGUUUGUGAUCAUGAAGCUUCCGUUCCCCCUCACACCGCAGUUCAAGUCGAUGCUCCAGUCUGGGGUAGGGACGCGGGACUUGGACGUGCGCUGGGUGUCGUCCCUAUCCUGGUAUUUCCUCACGCUCUUUGGGCUGCAGCCCGUGUACAAUUUCAUCCUGGGUAGCAACAACGCGGCGAACCAGGUUGCACAGCAGAUGGGCCAGAUGAACCCCGGCGCAGGCUUCAUGGGACCAGAGCAGGAUCCCGAUAAGCUGUUCCUAAACGAAGCCGAGAAUCUCGAGGUGCUCCAGCAUUGGUCGGUGUUGGAUGGGGUGGAGGAGCGACUGGUGGCGAAGAUGGCUUCGUAGUGGUGGCUACGUCUGGAUGUCUCAGGAAGGGUGCAUGCAGGUAUGCCCAGGAAUGAUUGUAUCUAUCGCAUGCAGGAGGGCAUGCCUGGGGAAGAGAAGAGAAUGAGGCGUUUGACGCAGCCAGGGCGCUAGACUAUCGUGCCGCUCAGCGUCGACGACCGGCGACGGCCAGCAGAUAUCCAAAAUCUAUGACCACCACUUGCCGUCCCGACACGGCGGUUACGGCAUCGAGGCGAGGGCUGACGAGGGCGGGCGAGUCCGGGAAUUGAAUCCAUCAGCUCGGCCGUCCCCCGCGAUAUGUACGUAUUCAUUAAGCUUCCGCAGAUGCAGGAGAGGUUGCCCGCCACAGCAG
This is a messenger RNA of Westerdykella ornata, 1227 nucleotides long. RefSeq lists its product as uncharacterized. Gene Ontology annotation, cellular component: membrane; EMC complex. Gene Ontology annotation, biological process: protein folding in endoplasmic reticulum. NCBI's taxonomy places the organism in Eukaryota, Fungi, Ascomycota, Dothideomycetes, Pleosporales, Sporormiaceae. The record is from RefSeq and is a predicted model, not a curated record. The transcript has 5 exons. The coding region runs from base 96 to 875 and encodes 259 amino acids.